Lates calcarifer (barramundi perch) is the source of this 11056-nucleotide messenger RNA. RefSeq names its product transcription activation suppressor family member 2 (gene tasor2). Gene Ontology annotation, biological process: negative regulation of gene expression, epigenetic. Bases 1565 to 8821 code for a protein of 2418 amino acids. Gene Ontology annotation, cellular component: nucleoplasm. The transcript is spliced from 22 exons. The record is from RefSeq and is a predicted model, not a curated record. Lineage: Eukaryota; Metazoa; Chordata; Actinopteri; Centropomidae.
ACUUCUGCUAAAAUUGCUAACUUUAUACAGCUCGGAGUAGUUCAUUACUCCUUUAAAUAUAUACAUUAUUAUAAAAUUCUGGUUAGUUUUUCAGAUUGUGCCUUUUUUAUACUAUCAUUAUGGGGCUGCAAAGUCAGACAUUUUCAGAUUCUGCAUAUUGUGGAUUUGAGUUGGUCCAUUGGCUCCUCAGGACAAUGUGUGGGUCUUUCAGUUUGCUCUGAUGGCUGACACUAUGGGGCAACAACAGUGGUUAGUGAUGAUGAAAAAUGAAAAUGUAAAUGUGUGAAAUCUCACGUUAUUGCUCACCAUUGAGUAAACUGCUGAGCAACCAUUUUAUUAGAGAGAAGUAAAAAAAUGAACAAAAGAACAGGAACAGCUUUGGUGGUGAGAGCCCGGAGACUCAGCCAUACGAGCAGGAUGGACCAGAAAGCUGAAACCAUGAGGUAGAAGUGGUUUAAAGCUGCAUAAAUCUGAAUAGUUGGGGUUUAAUUGAUCCUAAGCUGUUUGGCACUACAGUAAAAUGAAACAUCUGGACCAAUUUAGGUCUGGGUCCUUAACCCAAGUCUUGAUUGUGGAACUGGGAAUAUCUUGGGCCCGAAGAAAACAAGCAUGUGACCCAAGUAUGGGCUAGAUUUAUUUUGCUAUCUGGGAUACUAGUCACCAUACACUUGAUAGAGGGUCAAUUAAUGGAGCUUUAAAUUGUCAUUAAAGUAAGGCCAGGUUUGUGGACACAUUUACUAAUUUUGUUUUAAAAAAAAACAGGAUGGUCACCACCCCACAUUCUGCCAGAAAUUCAUAUUAAUGAUACAUAAAACUUGAAUCCAAAGUUGGUGCUGUCACCAUAUGAGUGUUGGCAAAAUUGUACAAGUUCAGCCAUUCAUUCAUGGUAUAUGUACCAAACAUGUGUAACCGCUGAUCCUAACUUCCUCUACAGUAGAGUUUCACUAAGCUUCACAAUAUUGAAGGAAUCACACAGUAAAAACUCUCCACAAUCUGACACAGGUUACGCAACUUUAGGUUAAAAAACACAGGUUUGACAAAGGCAGAUCGUUUGUGGUGAUAAAUCAUUAAUGUUUCACGGGAAAGAGGAAAUGCAGGCAGAGAAGUGAACCGCAGGCGCAAACUAGCCACGGCAUCGCUUUAACAACUGCCUCACCACCGCCACAGUUUGGUAUAGACUUUCAAGAUGGAUGCUUUCCCCUCGAUAGGUUUCUGUUUCUUUUUCGAAACGGACUAUACAUGCGCUGAUCGCUCAUCAGUGGAUCCACGUUGGGGAUUGACGGGCUUUGAUAAGUAAACGGAUUUAAUACCCGUGAAACGAUAAGAAUUGAUCUAAGUGGAUAUAUUUGGUCCUGCAUGUUGGGACUGUCGGCUAUUUUUUAACUUCCUGGUUGUCGCAUUAAUAUGUCUGUCGAAACUGCGGCGAAAGCUCAAGUGACUUUCAAAGGUUCAUCGGACAUAAGAUGCGUAGGACUUUAUAAAUCUGUUGUAAUGCUUCAAAUCAGAGACAGCUGUUUUCAAUGAAGGGCAAGGGGAGAGCGACAGAUUUCAUAAGAGUUCAGCAAUGGAAAGUGGAAAUGGUGGUGCCUCGAGCAAAGGUGUUUUAGUACCUGUGCCAGACACUUCUGACGUCUUUCAAAACUGUAUUUUGGCUCCACUUCAAAGUGCGUAUUUGUAUGAAGAGUCGAAGCAGUCUUUCAGAUAUAAGUCCGCUGUCUUGAUUAAGAAUCCAGUGCUGGAAGAAAAGUAUAAUGCCUUCCGAGCAAAGAGAAGAGAAGUAGGAUAUUCAGAGGAGGAUUUGAAGGAAACCUACGGGUUUUUGCUGUUCGAUGAUGUCAAUACGGCUCAUUCACUUGGAGAAACUGGUUUGCUCACAGGAAAUGGUACAUGCACAACUCUUGGAGAUCCUUGGAAGGGUGUUUACAUAUCAAUGUACUCUGACUGUUUGGAUCCAAAUCGCUGGUAUCAUGGGAAAUCUGGAUACAUUGCCAUCGUCAGAUUGACAAAGGGGAGAGUUAAAAAGGUUUUAGAGAACUACACCCAGAAUUUCACAGCACCCACUGUAGGGUUUGACUGCCAUGUGUCAGAAGACUUGUCCUCAGUAUCUGCCAAAACCAGCUCCUUUCUUGCUUUUGAGAGAACCCAGUAUUACAUGUAUGAGCUGUUAGAUGAUGGAAGCAGUGAAACAGCUCAGUCUCCCAGUGCUGCCUGUCCUUUUGCUAUUGUAUCGUUCUCAUACACGGACUCCAAAGCAACACUUGUAGCACCUCAGGAGACAAGUGAGGAGAGGAAACUGGUUUGUCAUUACUUGCCCUGGAGAGGUCAGCUUCAAGUAGGCUCCCAGUCCUAUGAUGUUGGGCUGAGGUCUACAUCAGGAGCCUUGAUUCCUGCAAAACUGCCACCAGUGGUCAAAGUUGACAGAGCUAUUUCCAUGUCAGAUCUGACGCAGCUGUUGCCAAAGGCUGCCUUUGAAACCUGCUUCUCUGGUGAAGUUUAUCUGGACGGAUCAUACUGCAGUCUCUGUGAGCUGGUUCCUUCUGAGGCGGAAGGAACUAACUCACUAUCUCUCCUUCUGCGGGAGAUCAAAGAGAAAGAUCUUGCUCUCCCUGUUCCACUGAAUGAUGGUGGUUUUCUUAUCCUGUUGCACGCCUCCCAUUUCCUUACAUAUGAUGAAACUGGGUCAAAUACAACUGAGGUCCUGCAAGGCAUGUUUGUUUUUCCAGACUCGAGGGUUAUACAGAAAGACACAAAAUCUGGAUGGAGAAAGGCAGCUGUGUCAUCUGAUAUUCUUCGAGUUCUACCAGUGCUAAGUUAUGCAGAGGGUGAAGUUGAGAAAACACCCUUCAACCCAAGUGAAGAACUGUGUGAAGUGUUGGCGCAGCAUAUGCAGAAUUAUGCAGCACUGAUAAAUCCUGGGUUGGCAUUAAGUCCCUCAAGGGAAGUCAGCAUCUUUCCAGAUCAGUACGAUGUGCCGGAUGCACACAAACACCUAUACUCAUCCCCUGAGUGGACUGACAAGGCAUGGCAGAGCUUCAGGUCAUAUGUGAGCAAACCAGUCUCCUAUCAACUGCCAGUGUCUAAGGCUUCAGAGAUCCUUGCAGCUGGACAAGAGGAGCGAAGAGAAGACCUUGAUGACGAUGUCUACAUCUGUCUGUCAUCGCCUGAGGAAGUAUUAGCUGAUCCUGUUAGCAUGGGGUCAGAAGACCGAUUGACAGAACAGGAAUCUCCUGUAAAUGUCGAGAUAUCUAUGGACAGUUGUAUAACCAGUGCUGACGCACAAGUUGACUUAACAGCUGUGCCUGAAAAUGUUGUACCGGAGGAUUUGCAAACUGGAGAUGCAACCAAAGACAAUGAAAAAUCUGACCUGACUGUACUGAUCAAAACUGAUGAUACAGGGGCAAAAACUAUUCUGACUCCCCCUUCAUCAGAUGACCUUUCAGCAGAGCUGAUUGUCAGCAUCACAUCAGAGAGAACUGUCACUGAUGAGAGUUUAAAUGUGAUCAGUACAGUGCCAGCAACAAAGCAUAAUGACUUUCAGCUCUCUGGUUUUUCUGCAGCCAAAUUGCAAACAGAAGGAGUGAACUCUAUGCAUGAUGAGACUGUCAAAAUCAAAAAUAAAGACUGCACUGAGGUCACCAAUUUCACAAAAACAAAACGAAGGAAAUUGCGUAGGGGACAUGCCAAAGGUCAGAAAAAGGCAUCUAAAGCUUAUGUUGAGACUCUCCAUUCACAGACAGUCAAAAGACCAGAGCAGGACGGCAUCUCCAUGAGUCAGAAGGAUGACCAGGCCAAGGAAUCAUUAGGCCACUCACAGCUGAACAAUCCAUUGAAUAUUGAUUGGAGAAAAUUACCAAGGCGAAAACGCAGAUUUGGACUGUCAUCUAAAAAUAAGAAAGUGAGAUCUGUGACUGUUGGCUUUGGACUAGUAGAGGAGAAAAAAUCAGACCCUGGACAGCCAAGCGUGGAGGGCACUGUUUUAAUGGAACUUGAAGUUUGUCCUCUGAGGAAGAAAACAGAACGCUGGGAUCUAAAGCCGGUUAUCAGUGAAUGUGGAAGAAUUUUGGUUCCUCAUGGCUCUGCAGUUGGUGCUCAUCAGAUUAAGUCUUUGACAGAUAAGAUUCAAAGUACAACAGAUGAACAGUACCCUGAAAAAAUGUUGGUUGAUGCCCCUGAGAAUGCUCAUGACAGAGUUGAAAUGGAGCAAGAGCCUAGAACUGCUUCAGAGACAGCAGUGGACAAAACAGAGGCCACAACAAAUACUGAUGAUGAUUCAUUGCCCUUGAAUCCACAGAAUACUGACUAUUUUUCAAAGAAUGAUGGCACGGGCACUCCUCCCUCAGAAGCAAUUAAAGAAAAGCACACUGAUAACUUGUCUCCAGGAAAGUGUGCAACAAAGGGUGAAUGUCUGUUGAGUAAACUAAAAUCUGUUCUUUCAAGGGGAAAGAGAAAAACAGAUUUCCUUAUGUCAGAGGGAACAACUGCAGAUACUGCCAAGGACGCUGAACCUUGUCUCAAGAAGGGCAGAGGUGACUCUGAUGCUGAGGCAUUGAAGAGUAAUAAUGCAAAUACAAGUGUUCAGGACACCAAUGUGGGUAUCAAAGCGGUUUCAAGAAUGCUAUCAGUUGACCCUAUUUUUGCAUUUGCUUUAGGCCUUACCCCUAAAGAAAAACCAGCUAAGGUACAGAAAAGUGAGGGUCAUGAUUCUCAGCUACGGAAAGACUCAUCAGAGACACAAGAACAAAUCAUUUUAGACAAACAACCUCAAAUCAUACAAAAGCCUCCAUCAAUUUUCCCAAGAAGGGGCAGGAUUAAAACUCUCAAAAAGCAUCAAGGAGUCUCUGCAGAACAUAUUAAAAAGAAAUGGUGGUUGCAUUUUCAAACUCCAGCUUGUUUUACCACUGAAAAACUCAAAUACAAAGAGUGUACUAGGGAUAAUUCUGUCAGGAAGACUGUUAAGGAAAAAAUGAACAGUGCUUGCUCAUCUACAGAUGCUUUGAACUUACUUGCUGACUUGGCACUCAGUGCCAGUAAUGACCAGGUUCCACAACAACCAGACCCAGCACUUGAGAGAAAACCUGAGACAAGUUUGAAGAAGUGUGGCCUUUCAAAAGAUGUUACCAGUGCUGAACAAGAGUCAGUGCUUCAUGCUCUGCUUAGACAGCCUGCUGCUAGACCCACUCAGCCUCUUGAGUCUCCUUCACCAAGCCAUCUUGCAGGAGACAGUGAAUUGGUUGGUUUGAUAUCUAAAGAACAUGCUUACUCAUUGCCCCCGUCUUCCCCUCUGCUGUUGGGUUUGCCAGGUACACCCUUCCAGGUUUCCCCUUUAAGCGGUUCUACCAGACUGCUGCACCAUCACCAGCAAUUGUAUGGCGAUGGAAUUCAAACACUACACCCUUCUGUUUGUCAGGAAGACAGAGGUAAACACAACCACAGGUCUCCAGACUACCUGAAAAAACAAAUGGUGCGCAGGCAAAGGUUCAGACACUCACGCACCUUUGUUAACAAAGAUGGAUCUAUUCAAGUCACAAGGCAAUGGAAUGAAAACUAUGACUUUAAUCGAGACAGCAAGUUUACAAGUGACUCAAAGGAUAGAGCUAUCAUACGAGCCUUGCAUGGCCCAUGGGAUUUCUCCAUUCAAGACACCACGGAAGAGGUACGGCUCAUUGUCCACAUGUGGAUAGGUCUGUUUUAUAGCCGGUCAACAGCCAGAUUCUUUCACAUAGACUUGAACUGUACAUACCCAUAUUCAGAAGGGAGUGAUCCUUUGGAACUGUCCAGUGGAAAGGUAUCAGCACCAGCUCAGACUGAGCUCAAGGCGAAUUCAUUUGGUGGUUUACCAAGUGUAGCAGACACUCAAGACCCUUCAAUUUCAAAAGCUUUGGACCUUAGCAAAAAAGAUAACUCUGUCUUGGACCAAGGAUCUGUGAUUUUGGACUUGUCACUGAGAAACUCUAGUGCAGAGGCUGUCACUUCAGAUCCACAGGCCAACAAAAAAGAGACUUCUGUGUCUGGUGAACAGAAAGAAGCAAGUGAAACAGUGAACACCAUCAAGUCAUCUGUUGAACUACAGGAGUGUAACAAAAUGAUGGUACCCUCUGCAGAGACUAUUGAUGAGGUGAAUGAUGUCAAAAGCAUCUGUGAAAAUGAGAAAACUUGUAGUCCUUCACAGAAGGCUGGUGGCGUGGAGCACACUGAUGUACCAUCUUUUAAAGGUGAUGGAUCACUCAUUCCUCCACAAGAAGAGGUGGAAAGUGUAUCCAUUCAGACAGAAAAUGUUCAGACUGCUUCAGGAAUCGGCCACAUGUCACAUGGAUGCAACAAAGAAGAGACACAUAUGAUAGAUGGCUCUGAAAAUUCAGAAACUUUAGAGAUGAAUUUGGUUCAGAAACAUGCCACAGAUUCAUCAGAAUCUGUGACAGACAAAGAGGUGGAGUACAGCAAAGAUGCAGAUGAUUUGGUUCAUACAGAGGAGCAUGAAGGAAUUAAAACCAAAGAUGGGGAAACUUGGGAAGUGAAAGAAAACCCAUGCCAAAAAGGCAACAGAGAACCUUCACCUAAAGUGAUUGAUUUACCUGAUGAUCCUACAAACACAAAACUGGGUAUUCUCUGCAAUGAUAAUUGUUUGGAGAAUGGGAACCAGUCAUCAAAUGAGGAACCUAAAGCAGUCUCAACAGGCCAGGCUGAAAAUGUUAAUAAAGAUGUGGAUUGCUGUACAGGACAUGAAGGUACCAUGACCACAGAUGAAGAUCACUUUGGAAAAGACGAUGGGCUUAAUGAGAAAGACCGCUGCGCUUUAGGUGUUGAAGCUGACAGCGAUUUGACUGAUCAGCCAUUACCAAUGAUGUGCGAUGGCCCUGAUUCAGUAAAGGAGGAAUGUAUUACAGAUUGUAGUCAUCAGGCACCAUCUGAUGAGCAACCAUCUCAAGCAGACAACAAAGAAGAUGCCUGCCAUGAUUUACAGUUGAGAAAGCCAUGUGGAAAUGGCAGUGCAUUGACAGAUGAAUGUGCUAUUUCAGAAAAAGCAACUCCAUCUGAAAUAGAGCCUGUCUGUAAUGAACCUGCAGUUGAGGAAAAUCCAGAGAAUGAUAUUUGUUUGGUGGAUAAGGCAGAUGAUCAGAAGGCAUUGUCACCUGAACCUGAUGAGAGCACCUAUUCAUUAUAUGGGGCUAUUCCUCAGACAAAGGAGACUUUGGGAACAGGAAGUGAAAACACCGGAAUGGUAGUCAGUAGUGAUCAUGAAGAUCAGGAAACCAAAUUAGUUGUGGGAGAGGAAAAGUGUGGUAACACAACUCAAGAAGAACCAUUUCAUCACCACUCUCAUUCACCUCAGUGUGAGGUAAUGAAAGAGUGUGAAGAUGAGGAGGCACUGUCUGAAGAAACAGAUAUCAAAAUGGACAAAACAAAUGAGGGACUGGAAAAUAGUCAUAGUAGAGUUGUAAUUCCAUUUAUUGGAAUGGACAUCUCUGGAGAGGAUAUAGUACAACCACUUAUCUCAUACCCACAAGACAAGACUCAAGUUGUUCAUGGUCAGAAAGGAAUACCAUUUAUUAGUGAAGCUACCUACCCUGACUUACCCUCAGAGGUAUGCAGAACAUCUGAAAUGUACAGUGACAAGGAAGAACCGUCUGCUGGCAAAAUAUCACUUCGUGAUGUAAGCGAAACUAAUCAGCCAGUAAUUUUGGGAAGUGAAUGUAAUGACAGGUGUCCUACUCCAACUGUGGAUGAGAUGCCAUAUGAGUGCACACCUAGCAGCAGUACUUCUGCUUUUACUAGUAGUGAAACAUACAAAAACUUUACUCAAAAAUGUCUUAGCAGAAGCUCAACACCUACAAAGGAUGAGGUCUCUCUCGAGCAUAAACUUUGUCUCAAGUCUACAGUUAACAGUGACCCCAAAGCUCAGUAUGGUCUUCAUCCUGAUCUGGAACUAAGAACUCUAAGAGUUCUACAAAGUAUAGACAAGUUCCUCUCCGAAUCAAACCACACUGACAAAUCCAGCCAGAUUCAAACAGCUGAUAUGACGAGCUGUCUUGAUCAAACCCAUAAACUCAGCAGCAAGUACAUCCCCACUUGCUUAGCCCCAAGCCACACUACAGCUGAUUUAAAGGACAGUAAAAUAAGCAAUUCAAAGCCAGCAGUGGUGUCAGCCUCUUCUUCACAAGAAUCAUCAGAUCACUUUCUUAUAUCACCUUUCAAAAGUAAACUAGAGGAAGUACUUGGUGUUAGGUUGCAGCUAAAGAAAACCGACUCACCACUUCCUCAACAGUAUUUUGGAAGAACAGAUAAAUUACAGGAAGCCUCUGUAGGGCAAGAUUAUUGUCAUUCCUACACAUCUAUUCCUUCCACUGAGUGUUUGCAAAGCAUUAAAACAAAUCUUGACCAAGAUAGGCCUAAAACAUCACAGUCCAAUUUAAAUCAUGAACCCCGUUCAUACAGUCAGCGUCCUGUCAUGGCUGUGAAACCCUCCAAAAGUGAUGAAGGUCAAGCAGAUUACACCUGUAAAGAUGAACAACUUGAAUACUCUCCCAAAAAGAAACAGACCAAAAGCCCUGUUUUCACGUACACCGCAUCCUCUGCCAUGCCCUUGGAGAAGAGGACAGAAAAUUUCAAGGGAAGAUCUGUACUUAAUGAUGAUAAACAAGAAUCCAGUGAGUUUUCCUCCAAAAGUAGUUGGUGGUCAAAUGUUAGUGACUCUAACACAGAUAAAGCUAAACUUGCACUUUUAGAGCCCUCAUAUCAGUACCAAGGAAAGGACAUCUCAAAAUUCAACAAGAUUUUCUCAUCAUCUCUGCCCAUGCUGUCAUUUGACUCCAGCAAAAUGUGAUAGGCACCAAGGAUCUUUGACAUGUAGUUUACUUGAGAAAGUUGGGCAAACAACUAAAGAGGGCAUGGAGAUGAAUCAGACAGACUGCUCAGAAGCAUCAACUUCAUUUGUGGAAUACAAAGAUAACAGCAUAAUAGAUGACAGUCUCAUCCUGGGACCACAAAGUUCACUCAUAUGUACAGUCUAUAACACCGGCCGGAAGAGAACAUAUUCUUUUCUGGAGCAAGUUUCUCAGAGGUGCCUACAAGAUGACCUCACUCAGGCAUCAAUGGAACAGGAGUGCCUUAUCUUCUCAGAACAAAUGAAACAGCUUUUGAAAAGGAGUAAGAGAAAACCCAUCCACCAACAGGACGCUCAUGACAAAUUUAGGUUGUCUUGCGCUAGUCCUGUGACUGUUCAUUUUUCUAGUCUGGAGGAGCAGGAAGAUUCACUGGAUCUCUUAGAUGCACCAUCACUUGUUGGACAAAAAAUCAAGGUAGACAUGUCAGACAGGAAAGACAGGGCAGAAUCCACAGAGGAAGAAAAGACUUCGCAUCCUCAAAAGUUAUCUCCAGGAACAGGCAACCUAAAAGAUCAUGUUGGAAUUUCUGGUGCAACUGCAGACUGUGCUAGGUUGUAUGCAGCAAUGAUGGAUGACAUUUGUUCUGUCAGAAAGGUCCCAUCUAGACCUAAGCACUUGAGAAUGGACAGAAGUUACAAACAGACUGAACCCAGUAAACAUUUUGACUUCUGUGAUCAAAUGAAGAGAGAGAUGGAUGAGCACUUUCGAAGUAAUCUGAACUCAGUUGUGAAGAAAUCCUGUAAAACAAAGUACAGAUUCUACAUAUUGGUGACGUCAGAUGAUGCCCUCUUUGAGGAAACCAAGGCACAGUUAGAGGCAGAGGGCCAUACUGUCAUACAGCCAUCCGAGUUCUUCCUUGGUGAGGGUAGUUCUUCAUGCCUACUCAUCAUCCUCAGGAAUGAAGACAUUGCAGAACAUAUUUGUGAGAUCCCACAUUUGCUUGAGCUGAAGAAGUCACCAGGCGUGCAGUUUGCCGGAAUUGACGAACCAGAUGAUGUGGUGAAUCUCACCCAUCAGGAGCUCUUCACGCAGGGUGGUUUUAUAAUGUUUGACAGAGCAGCAUUGGAGCCCCUCAGUCUUUGCAAUAUGAAAAAAUUCACAGAAAUCUUGCAAGAGCUAAGCAGAACGGGGAGGUGGAAAUGGAUGUUACACUACAGAGACAGCCGUCGGCUGAAAGAAAAUGCAAGGUUGAGUGCAGAGGCAAAAGAGAAGAAGCACUUCUUAAACUCUUGCCAGGACACUGGAAUACUGGAGGUCUUGCCUUACCACGAGUGUGACCUCAUGUCAAGAGAUCAGCCUGACUAUCUCACAUGUUUGGUCCGCUUGCAGGUCCAGAAUAUAUCAGCCCGUUACCCUAUUUUUAUAACUGAUACAACAACAGACAGCGCGUUUGGGAGAAAUGGAAUUUUAACAAUGACUGUGAACUCUUUCCUGACGGGUUCUCUAAGUGAGAUUUUUACAGUCUGACCAUGAAAAAGCCAGAUGGACACACAAGGUACCCAGCAACCAAAAUGUCACUGAAUGGGAGGAAAAACCAGUACCCUUACCAGCAAGGGUGGUUUCAAGCAUACUACAUUUAUUAUCAUACUUUGGUUCACCCAGUGGUUCAGCUCAUCUAUAUGCAGCAAUAAUUAUUGAUUUAUGUUUUUAACAUGUUUUUUGUUCGUGUUCAUUUGUAAGCUCACUUAUCAUUCAGUUAAUGGAUAGAGAGACAGUUAUGCCAAUAUACUGGCAGGUGUUCUGUACAUACUGUAUUCAUUUUAGUUUGUAUUUUUGUUGUAAAUUGUAAUGUAAACUUGUUAACAAGUGUGAUUUUUACAUUGUAUAUAUUUUGUCUUCUAGCUCAUGAUUCUGACUUUAUACUAUUGCAGCACAAUCAUUACUAGUGUUUGUUUGAUGAUGAUGUAUUUGUGGUCAAAAGACUGUUCACAAAGAUUAUUUUAAAAGCUUUGUUGUAGUACUUUGUCCAGGCCUUACAACAAAGCUAAAUUUGGUUGUUUUCAAGUUGUGUGUUACAUAUUUAAAGUUACUAUUAAACACUGUUACGGCUGCUGACAGUGAUUCUUAACUCUUGUUGGAGUACCAUAAUUACAUAUUAUAACUAAAUGCUAAAUAUGUUUUGUUGGCCUUAAUUCUGUACAUGACAACUGAGAAUAAAGAGAUGUCUUACGUUA